Penicillium antarcticum is the source of this 372-nucleotide messenger RNA. RefSeq names its product DUF2015 domain-containing protein. The coding region runs from base 1 to 372 and encodes 123 amino acids. NCBI's taxonomy places the organism in Eukaryota, Fungi, Ascomycota, Eurotiomycetes, Eurotiales, Aspergillaceae. The record is from RefSeq and is a predicted model, not a curated record. The transcript is spliced from 2 exons.
AUGACCUACCUUUUUUAUUCCCUCGUUUUCACGGUCAUCAUAUCUGGAACAGCGCUGUACCUGACUCGUUCCCGAUGGAUCCCACUACUCCCAGUCCCUGACUACAUCUACCACCGCCUUCCUUCUAGUUUCACGGCUGAUCUGGAGGCUGGAUUAAGCUCCUCACAAUUUGAUCUGGCUGCCAAUGUUGCCGGUGGCGACUCAAGGGGUGGCUUGGAUCAGAAAGCAAAGAGGGAGGUGCGAAAGAUCAUGAAGAAUCAGAAGGUUAACUUCGACGAAGCGCGUCGAAUCUACACGGAGCAACGGUUCGCAAAGAAUAAUAUUGGACCUGACGGCCGUCCAAGGGACCCCAAAUUUGUUUCGUUUUCGUGA